AGAGAACAUGAGUGUUUGUGAAACUAAGUGUGGAAAAUGAGUUUGCCCGAGGGAAACUGUGUGUGUGUGUGUGUGUUUGUGAAUGUGUAAGGCAGCGCCCAAGUGACUGUGGAGGUAAGAAUCUCACCACACCACACGGGAGGCCAUUUGGCCCAUCCUACCCAUGCAACUCAUCUACAGAUUGUAUUAUCCCUCCGCUGAUUUCUCUCUGAGAAUCGAUUCCAGGAAGAUCAGGACUUAAUAGCUUUCAUUGCAGAAGCUGCUGCUGAUAUUGCCUGGGGUCUGAAGAAGGGUUUCGGCCCGAAACGUCGCCUAUUUCCUUCGCUCCAUAGAUGCUGCUGCACCCGCUGAGUUUCUCCAGCAAUUUUGUGUACCUUUGCUGCUGAUAUUGUUGUGGAGGGAUUGGUUCCGGGUGGAGGGCCGGGUCCAAGUUUGUUUCUGGAACAGAAAUUGAAAGUAAAAGUGGACAUUUCUCCACCCGUCGUUUUUGGAGAUGAGCCGCGGGUCGAGCUCUGGCUUCGACCGCCACAUCACCAUCUUCUCGCCCGAGGGGAGGCUCUACCAAGUGGAGUAUGCCUUCAAAGCCAUCAACCAGAGUGGUCUCACCACAGUGGUCAUCAGAGGAAAGGACUCGGUUGUGGCUGUGACUCAGAAGAAGGUGACGGACAAGCUGGUUGAUGCCAGCACAGUGACCAACAUGCAUCGACUAACGGAACACAUUGGCUGUGUGAUGACAGGCAUGUUAGCGGACUGCCGGUCCCAGGUGCAGAGGGCUCGACAUGAAGCUGCCAAUUGGAAAUACAAGUAUGGAUACGAUAUCCCGGUGGAAAUGCUGUGCAAGCGAAUGGCGGUCAUCUCCCAGGUCUACACUCAGAAUGCAGAAAUGAGACCUCUAGGAUGCUGCAUGUUGCUCUUUGCCAUCGAUAUGGAACGCGGACCCCAGCUGUUCAAGUGUGACCCUGCCGGUUAUUACUGCGGCUUCAAGGCCAGCAGCGUAGGGGUUAAACAGAUCGAAGCCAACAGCUACUUGGAAAAGAAGUUGAAGAAGAAGCCAAACCUGACGUACAAAGCCACGGUGGAGCUUGCAAUUUCCUGUUUGACCACCGUCCUUGCACAGGACUUCAAGGCUACAGAGAUAGAAGUUGCCAUUGUCACCGCGGAGAAUCCCACCUUCAGCAUCCUCAGUGAAUCAAAGAUCGAGAAGCAUUUGGUGGACAUUGCAGAGAGAGACUGACUCCCUCACGAAGACCAAGUGAAGCUCAGUUUAAAGGCUGCUCUGCAAACAGGAGAAAGCAACGAAUACAUAAAACAUUCCUCCUUCCUGCACUCCCUCAAUGUCUUCACACCACUUUCAAGCAGAGAUUCACAAAUGCAGUCGUUUUAAUUAGAGAAUGUUGAUUGUUCUGUGUGUGUAAAAUACUCUGAGCAACUCAGAAUUAAAAAUGAAGAUGAACAUAA
Leucoraja erinaceus (little skate) is the source of this 1458-nucleotide messenger RNA. RefSeq names its product proteasome subunit alpha type-6-like. Gene Ontology annotation, cellular component: proteasome core complex; proteasome core complex, alpha-subunit complex; nucleus. NCBI's taxonomy places the organism in Eukaryota, Metazoa, Chordata, Chondrichthyes, Rajiformes, Rajidae. Gene Ontology annotation, biological process: ubiquitin-dependent protein catabolic process. Bases 494 to 1234 code for a protein of 246 amino acids. The record is from RefSeq and is a predicted model, not a curated record. The transcript has 7 exons.